Molecule: messenger RNA, 1853 nt
Organism: Betta splendens (Siamese fighting fish)
Lineage: Eukaryota; Metazoa; Chordata; Actinopteri; Anabantiformes; Osphronemidae
Gene: acaa2
Product: acetyl-CoA acyltransferase 2
Exons: 10
Coding region: 142-1332 (396 amino acids)
Biological process (GO): fatty acid beta-oxidation
Molecular function (GO): acetyl-CoA C-acetyltransferase activity
Source: RefSeq, a predicted model, not a curated record
AAAAGUCAGCCGAUGCUUUAUUUGGGGGAAAGGUCGCCUAUUUGUCAGCCUUUAUAUUUCACCGCGAUCCGACCUAGAGGCACAGCAACACAUUGGCCUAAAACUUUGAACCCAACAGUGUUGGAUUGUUGAACCAGCGCCAUGGCUCUUCUCAGAGGGGUAUUUAUUGUAGCUGCCAAGCGCACUCCUUUUGGAACCUACGGUGGCGUGCUGAAGGACCACAGUGCAACAGAUUUAGCUGAGCAUGCAGCCAAAGCAGCCCUCGCUGCAGGGGGUGUGGCACCAGAACUCGUCAACAGUGUCAUUGUGGGAAACGUCAUGCAGAGCUCUGCUGAUGCUCCCUACAUUGCUCGUCAUGUGGGUCUGAGGUGUGGUGUUCCCAUCCCAGUUCCUGCACUCACAGUGAACCGGUUGUGUGGAUCUGGUUUCCAGUCCAUCAUCAGUGGUGCCCAAGAGAUUUGCCUGAAGGAGUCAGAGGUGGUUCUGUGCGGUGGAUCAGAGAGUAUGAGCCAGGCCCCAUACGCUGUUCGCAACAUACGAUUUGGUACCAAGUUUGGAGUGGAUCUAAAGCUUGAGGACACUUUGUGGGCAGGCCUGACUGACCUGCAUGUCAAAAUCCCUAUGGGGAUCACAGCAGAAAACCUAGCAGAGAAAUACCAGCUCUCACGAGAAGACUGUGACAACUAUGCAUACCAGACCCAACAAAAGUGGAAGGCAGCUCAUGAGGCUGGGUACUUCACAGCAGAAAUUGCUCCUAUUGAAGUAAAGGCUAAGAAGGGAAAGGUGUCCAUGGCUCAGGAUGAACACCCACGUCCUCAGACCACACUCGAACAGAUGGCCAAGCUGCCUCCUGUCUUCAAGAAGAAUGGGACAGUUACUGCUGCCAACGCUUCUGGUGUAUGUGAUGGUGCUGCUGCAGUAGUGAUUGCAAGUGAAGAAGCUUUGAAAGAACACAAGCUCACUCCACUGGCCAGAAUUGUGGCCUAUCACGCAUCAGGCUGUGACCCAAGCAUUAUGGGAAUUGGCCCCGUUCCAGCAAUUACCGGAGCUCUUAAAAAAGCCGGUCUGACUCUCACCGACAUGGAUCUUGUUGAAGUGAAUGAGGCUUUUGCCCCUCAGUACCUGUCUGUUGCCAAGGCACUUGGACUGGAUCCAGAGAAAAGCAAUGUUAACGGCGGAGCCAUUGCUCUUGGGCAUCCUCUUGGUGCUUCUGGUACACGCAUCACUGCUCACCUGGCUCAUGAGCUCAGGCGACGAGGAGGAAAAUAUGCUGUUGGCUCUGCCUGCAUAGGUGGUGGUCAGGGCAUCGCCAUCGUCCUCCAGAGGUGCUGAGGAUUGUUGAAGCUGCCAGUAUCAGAAGAAUGUUUGUGGAAGAAUGACAUGCACUCACACACUGUCCACUCGUGAACAAAAUCAUAGCUGACACUUGCUAAGAAGAGAUUUUUCUUUACAUCCACAUUAAAGGGCAAAUUUUUUCAGAACAUAAAGACUUCUGCGUGAUUUAUAACCACAUUACUCAUAUGUAAUGUGCAGUUUUGUUUGUUCUUUUUUUCUGUUCAUGGUAAAUGGUUCAGCUGUUCUUUGCCUUGGAACCCCUCUGUAGAUAAUGAUCUGUACUUCUAUGCUUGUUGUAAGUAAGUGUCACAGGACUAUGGUUCUGUGUAUAAUAGGAAUGGACUUAUCUCCAUGCUAACAUCAAGCCAUCAACCAUAUUAACUCAAAGUCCAGUUGUUUUCAACUAGAGAGAGGUUUAAAGGAACUGUAAAAUCUGAUGUUCUAUGUCUACAAUAAAAAUUGAUUCAUGAUGAUUUCUCUGCCAAAGAACCUCAAUAAACUAAAUGUUGAUGUGAAAA